AUGGCCGCGGCUAUUGAUCGAGCGCCGAGGAAUCAUUUGGACGAAGGGUCUGAGGACUCGAUGGGCGCGAGGACGAUACCAAUCAUUGCGCCUACCAUCCAGAUGUCUGCACCCUCUCCGGGCGAGCCCAUGGACAUCACCACCCCUACGAACUCCUCCGCACCCCAAUCUGCCACCAAGAGCCCCGAUAGCGACGUGAAUGCCAGCGGCGGCAACGCCAGUAACGAGUCGAACGAGCGUCUACAGCCCAUCCAGGCCCAGAUCAACAGCAAUCACCACAACCAUCAAGCUUCCUCCGAGAACAACAUCACCAUGCCGGCCCCCGUAGCCGCAGCCCCGGCUGUCCACCAGCCCAAGAUUGUUCAGACAGCCUUCAUUCACAAGCUUUACAAGUAUGGUGCCUCGCCAAUCCACUCGUACGGCCAUGGACGGAUACUAAAUCAUGUGAUAGCAUGCUGGAAGACAAGACGAUCCAGCACCUCAUUUCUUGGACCCAGAGUUCCGAGAGCUUCGCAAUAUUUCAAGCACACCAAUAUCUCUUCAUUUGUGCGGCAGCUCAACAUGUACGGCUUCCAUAAGGUGAGUGACGUGUUUGCUCAUGGGACUCCCGACUCGACCAUGUGGGAGUUUAAACAUGGGAACGGCAACUUCAAGCGGGGAGACCUGGUUGGUCUGCGGGAAAUCAAGCGCCGGGCCUCGCGACAUGCGCUGGUUCACAGAGAGUACAGCAACCAGAAGCCACCGCCAUCUCAGCCUGGCACUCCGGCCGAGCCAAUGCCUCCCAUGCAAGAAGGCGGCGACCCCAGGGUGAACAGCAUCGAGCACACUCUCUACGACCUCAGUGCUCGUCUUCAGCGCCAAGAAGAAAACUCGCAGUUCAUGCAGAUCAAGAACCAGGCCAUCAUGGACACGGUAAGCCGGCUGCUGCAGUUUAAUCAAGAGCUGUCACGCGCCGUGAUGGCCCUUUCGCCGAGCCCUGAUAACCCGAUACACCGGGACGUAUCAUCACUGCAGAUCGAGGUGCAGCGGCAAAUGGAGAUAUUCCGCAGCCUCGAGGAACCCCACGAGCCGUUGUUCGCCAGCACCCGUCCCUACUUUGCCAACAUCGAAAACGCGCCCGUCUCGCCUCGCCAGUUGCCCCAGGACGAUCCCCGCAGGUCUAAUCUCGCAGUCCCCCAGCCCCGAGGGCCAAAUUAUUACCAUGACCACCGCCCCGCGGUGCCUUCUGGGUUGUCGGUGAGCACCCGGAGACCAUAUGGUUCGAUAGGAGGAAAUUCCACAGGCCAAUCUUCGCCGUCUUCCAAUCGGGCCCCUGCUCCGCCGCCACCGCCCGGGCCACACCACCUGUCAAAUCCCGAUCUGCAUCCCGGUGCUCUGGGUCGAAGGCACACCUCGGCUGAUAUCCGUGCUCAUGGUUGGCAACCCCAACCACCUCCCCCGUUUUCCGGACCACCUUCGUCCCAAUGGCCAUCGUCACCCAGCCGGCUCCCACCACCCCCCGAGAGCCAGCAUCUCAGGGAUACCUUUUCUCACUAUUCUCUGCAACCCUCGUCCCAACCUCAUUCCCGUCCAGCCACUCCCCCAGCGCCCCCAUUUUCCAAUGGAAACCCACCUGCCGCCGACACGUUUAACAACUGGUCCUGGAACUCUGCCAAUCGGGAGAAUAAGAACCUGUCGGUGAGGGAUCACUCGGCGCCGCCGACGAGACGGGGAAGCAUGGCUCAUAUUUUGAACCCGACUGACACGGCUGAGAGGGAGGAUGAGGAUAUGGACCCCCGGGGUGAUGACGACCGAAAAAGGAAGAGGCUGCAAUGA
This is a messenger RNA of Podospora anserina S mat+, 1815 nucleotides long. RefSeq lists its product as uncharacterized. Gene Ontology annotation, molecular function: DNA-binding transcription factor activity; sequence-specific DNA binding. The coding region runs from base 1 to 1815 and encodes 604 amino acids. Gene Ontology annotation, biological process: regulation of DNA-templated transcription. The transcript is spliced from 4 exons. The record is from RefSeq and is a predicted model, not a curated record. NCBI's taxonomy places the organism in Eukaryota, Fungi, Ascomycota, Sordariomycetes, Sordariales, Podosporaceae.